AUGCGGUCGAGCCUCACCCAUCUCGUGCCAAUUCUGGCGCUGGCAGGUGCUCCCGCGGCACAUGCUCUCACUGAUGCGGAUUUCUACGGCCAAUCGCCCCCUGUUUACCCAGCCCCCCAUGCCAAAGGUCUCGGCAGCUGGGCUUCCGCGUUCGAUGCCGCGGAGGUUCUGGUGGGCCAGAUGACACUGGAGGAGAAGCUCAACAUCACCAGCGGCUACACCAACCCCGCCAAUACUUGCAGUGGUAACACUGGAAGCGUACCGAGGCUCGGAUGGCCAGGCUUGUGCCUCCAGGAUGCGGGUAACGGUGUGAGGGCUGCGGACCUCACGAACUCCUAUCCCAGCGGCAUACAUGUCGGUGCCAGCUGGGACCGAAACCUGACGUAUCGGCGAGGGCUCGAGAUGGGCAAAGAGUUCCGUAUCAAGGGAGUCAACAUCGCGCUGGGGCCCGUCGCCGGCCCACUAGGACGGACUGCACUCGGAGGGCGCAACUGGGAGGGCUUUGCCGUCGACCCAUACCUGUCAGGGGCGUUGAACGCGGAAACGAUCAAGGGCAUCCAAGAGGCUGGGGUCAUGGCGAAUCUGAAGCAUCUCAUAGCGAACGAGCAAGAGACCUGGCGUCGGCCUUACAACGACACUGAGGCUGCGUCAUCCAAUAUUGAUGACAAGACUCUACACGAGCUGUAUCUUUGGCCUUUUAUGGACGGAGUGCGUGCAGGAGCAGCGAGUGUGAUGUGCUCGUACAACCGGGUCAAUAACUCGUACGGCUGCCAGAACAGCAAGCUGAUGAACGGCCUCCUGAAGACCGAGCUCGAGUUUCAGGGCUUUGUCGUCUCGGACUGGAACGCCAGGACCGGUGGGAUAGCUGGGGCUCUCGCUGGGCUCGACAUGAUCAUGCCUAAUGGAACUAGUUGGGCUGGCAACUUGACCGAAUCAGUUAAGAAUGGCACUAUUUCUGAGGAUAGAGUUACCGACAUGGCGAACAGGAUUCUUGCCGCCUGGUAUUUGCUGGGUCAGAAUGAGACAAGCUUUCCCACACCCGGGGUCGGUAUCCAAAACCUAAGUCUGCCACACGAUCUCAUCGACGCACGCAGCCCCGACGCAGCCCCGACCCUUCUAGAGGGGGCCGCGGCGGGACAUGUGCUUGUGAAGAAUAUCAACAAAGCACUACCACUUCAGCACCCAAAAAUGCUGUCCGUUUUUGGCUACGACGCCCAGGCGCCGCCUACAAAAAACAUUGACAAGCUAUUCGAACUCGGAUACGAGUCCCAGCCGGAAAUGGGUGAUGCCGUCCUGGGUUUUGAGGCACACUUUUCACAACGGGCUCCUGAUGGUGUCAUAUUCGCAGGCGGCCGAAGCGGUUCGAAUGGACCGUCGUAUAUCGAUUCUCCAUUCGGCGCCUUGACUCAACGCGCCAGACAGAACGGGACGUACCUGAACUGGGAUCUAAGCUCUGGCAAUCCGCUUGUCAAUCCCAUGUCCGAUGCAUGUUUGGUCUUUAUCAACGCAAUGGCGACUGAGGGUUGGGAUCGAGAUGGCCUGCAUGACGACUUCAGCGACGGAUUAGUGUUGAAUGUCGCAUCCAAAUGUGCCAACACUAUCGUUGUCAUCCACGCUGCUGGCAUCCGGCUGGUCGACCAGUGGAUUGAGCACCCGAACGUCACCGCUUCGAUCAUAGCGCAUCUCCCUGGCCAGGACAUCGGCGAGUCCCUUGUAAGCUUAUUGUUUGGCGAGAUAUCGCCAUCCGGCAAGCUUCCAUAUACCCUGGCCCGGAACGAGAGCGACUAUGGAGACUUGUAUGAGCCAUGCAAGCCUGCUUCGAAAGACGACCACUUCCCGCAGUGUAAUUACACGGAGGGAGUUUAUAUCGACUAUCGCCAUUUCGACGCGAAGAACAUCGAGCCUCGUUUCGAGUUCGGAUUCGGACUGAGCUAUACCACGUUUGAGUAUACAGGUGGUUCUGUUCAAUCCGCCCCGCUAUCGAGCAAUCUGUCACAGCGCGUUAUUGCAAGUGAUUCGAUCUGGGAAGUAGUGGCCGCCGUUUCAGCUAGGAUUACCAACACCGGGACCGUGACCGCGGAGGAGAUUGCGCAGCUCUACAUCGGCAUCCCAGGCGGGCCGGCGAAGCAGCUCCGAGGCUUUGAGAAGGUGAAGCUUGAUCCUGCGGAGGAGGCCGAGAUAACCUUCGAGCUGACGAGGCGGGACCUGAGUGUCUGGGACGUGGAUUCGCAGAGCUGGGUGAUGCAGCGUGGGCGCUACGACUUGUAUGUAGGCUCGAGUAGCAGGGACAUCCGCUGGAAGGGAGUGUACGAGAUUUGA
Molecule: messenger RNA, 2319 nt
Organism: Diaporthe amygdali
Lineage: Eukaryota; Fungi; Ascomycota; Sordariomycetes; Diaporthales; Diaporthaceae
Exons: 4
Coding region: 1-2319 (772 amino acids)
Biological process (GO): glucan catabolic process
Molecular function (GO): beta-glucosidase activity
Source: RefSeq, a predicted model, not a curated record